Messenger RNA from Lutzomyia longipalpis, 2866 nucleotides. RefSeq lists its product as uncharacterized. Lineage: Eukaryota; Metazoa; Arthropoda; Insecta; Diptera; Psychodidae. The record is from RefSeq and is a predicted model, not a curated record. The transcript is spliced from 2 exons. Gene Ontology annotation, molecular function: protein binding. The coding region runs from base 1288 to 1761 and encodes 157 amino acids.
UAGUGGUCACUUCUCAUUGGUAAUGAUAAAGUGAUCUCCGGAUUGGGCAUCUCAUCCCCGGAUUGUCACAUCCUGGACAAUCCUGGGAUGCUGGUGCAAAAAUGUUUGUUUUUCGCCGGAAUUGUGGUCACUUCUCAUUGGUAAUGAUAAAGUGACCUCCGGACUAGGGAUUUCAUCCCAGAACUAUCAAGCCCUGGACAAUUAGGGAAUGCUGGUGCAAAAUUGUGGUUUUUUCGCCAGAGUAGUGGUCACUCCAACAUUACUAAUAGGAAGUGACCAUAAAUCCGUCGAAAAACCCACAAUUUUGCACCAGCAUCCCCUAAUUGUCCAGGACUUGAUAAUCCUGGGAUGAGAGCCUCAAUCUGGAGGUCACUCCAUCAUUACCAAUCACGAGUGACCACAAUUCCGUCGAAAAACCCAGAAUUUUGCACCAGCAUCCCAGGAAUGUCCAGGAUGUGACAAUCCUGGGAUGAGAUCCCCAAUCUGGAGGUCACUUUAUCAUUACAAAGGAGAAGUGACCAUAAUUCCGGCAAAAAACAAACAUUUUUGCACCAGCAUCCCAGGAUUGUCCAGGAUGUGUCAAUCCGGGGAUGAGAUCCCCAAUCCGGAGGUCACUCCACCAUUACAAAGGAGAAGUGACCACAAUUCCAGUGAAAAACAAAAAAAUUUGCACCAACAUCCCGUAUUUGUCCAAGAUUUGACAAUCCUGGUACAUCCCGGAGGUCACUCUAUCAUUAGCAAGAUGGAGUGAACACAAUUCCGGCAAAAACCCGUCAUUUUGCAUCUGCAUCCCAUAUUUGUACAAGAGUUUUCAUAUCUCCCAUACUGAAUUUACAUUGCCUUUACCUCAUUUAAAAACCAAUUUUUCAAAGGACCCCAAAACCGUCUUGGAAUUUCACAUAAAUCCAAGACAUUUUACGUUAUAAUAAGACCGUAAAUCUCUAUCGUAGAAUGCAGAAUCUUGGAAUAUUUUUAUCCAAGUCUCUUUUGACAAUUCAUUUUGUAAAUCUUUAUUUUGAUUUUGAUUCGUAUCUCAGAAUACUAAAAGUCUUGGAAGUUGUAUGAAGAAACAAGAUUUUUAGGUUAUGGUUCGACCGUAAAUCUCUAUCUUAGAAUACCAAAUCUUGAAAUAUUUUGAAUUUCCAAGAUUAUCCUGAAAAUUUCUUGGAAUUUUAAAGUAGAAUACCAAAUCUUGGUUUUUUUCUUUAUUUUGAUCUUUAUAUUUAUCUUAGAAUACCGCCAAUAAUUUGUUUGCUGGGUAAAGCUUAUCGUGAUUAUAGAAGCAGUAUGUCCUACAAAGUGAUGAAUUCUCUCAGAGUGGCUGAAAGAAUGUUCAAGAAGCUACAAAUUUUAGAGCUUCCACCUUCAAACAUGGACAUUGAUAUAGUUGAGCAGAAUGGAAUGCUUGAAUACGACGACAGCAAUUUAAUCCUCAAAAUGUUAGAUGACGACUGUCUCUUUCACAUUCUGUCCUACCUGAAUCUUCAGGAACUCAUAAGGGUUGAAGAAGUUUGCGAACGCUUUGAAGCAGUUGCACAACAAGUUUACAAAACUUACACCACAUUGGAUUUCUCUGAUCAUCUUCUUCGGAAUAAAUUUGCAAUGCAGAAACAAAUACCAAUUGCAGAAGCAACUGCAAUUGCAUCCAGAGUCGGUCCUAGUAUUCACACCCUAACAGCUAAGGCAUCCACAUUUAGGAUGAAUGACCAUCAGAUCCCCAACUUUGUGGGAAUGUACUUUAAAAAAAUUGCGGAAUGUUAAUUUUCAUUGGUUCAAAAUAAUGGAUGAUGAAUCACUUGCAAAAAUGGCAACAGCUUUCACCGGAGUGACUGUUGUGAAACUUGAUGGUUGCGAUGCAACUGAUAAAAUUCUACAGGGUCUCUUUAAGGUAGAUCAACUUGAGGUACUGGAAUUACCCAACAAUCCCGAGAUCAAUGGGACAUUCUUUGUAGAACUGAGAAAUAUAAGAGAUAUAAAUUUAGAAUGUUGCCAUAAUGUUAAUCCUCAACUCUUUAGACAAUUCUGCGAGGAACAUCCGAAUCUGAGGAGUAUAAAUGUACGAAAUUGCUCAUGGAUUGAUAGAAUUUGCCUCCAACACAUUGCAGCUUUGAGCAAUUUGGAAACUUUGGGAAUAUCUGCAAACUAUCGUAUUAUCUCAAUGAAUGAUUACCUCAUCUUGGCUGAUUUACCAAAAUUGAAACAUUUGCAAAUUGAUUGUGGAAAAAAAUCCGAAUGGAACAUGGAUGAGCUCCUUCUGAAGGUCUCCAUUCACAAUCAAUUGGAAUCUUUGGUACUUAUGGACAAAGAAAUCACUGCAGACACUGAAAAAUCACUCAGAUACUUAACAAAUAUCAAGGAAUUGGACUUAAGUUCAUCGUCCAAAUGCACAGAUAUAACACUAGAGAGCCUUUCGUGUGAGAAUACGCUGCAACGUCUUGAAAUCCAAUGGGCUCCCGUAACGCCAAAAGGACUUGAAAUGCUGAUUAAACGAUGUCCCCAUCUUAGAGUACUGAAUGUCGUGAAAUGCCCAAAUAUUAAUGGAGAUUUCGUUCCACAAAUUCUUGAACAUCUCAAAGGGAGACCACAUAUGCUGGAGAUGUUGGCCAAUGAUCAUCCACGGACAUUUCCUAGAAAGAAAUUUGAGAAGAUCUACACAGGAAGAAAUUCCUCAAAGUUGAAAGUGAAAUUUCAAUCAUACAUUAAAUUUUUGAAUUUGAAUUGAAAUGUUUUUGAUUUUGAGGGAAAAAGUAUUAAAAAAGAAUUAUGAAAGAUUUUUUGUGAGCUUCGUGAUACUAACUUAAAAAGUCUUGUUAAUGUUAUUGAAUGAAUAAUAAAUUAAUAAAAAAAUCUUUUGUUUUUUAACUUA